CAAUCGUCGCCAAUCCGUCAUGAAGACUCCGCUGUUUCUCCUCUUGGUCGUAUUGGCUUCCCUCCUGGGAUUGGCCGUAUCCCAGGAUCGAAAUAGCCCGGAGUGGAUGAAAAGUCAGGAGGAUCGUGAGAAGUGGUGCAGGCUCAACUUAGGACCCCACCUUGGUGGCAGAUGCUGAAAAUAAGCACAUUGUUGUUAACAAUAAACAAAUGGGAUUGCCCAAAUCCAGUAGUGCAGCUAGCCAACUUA
This is a messenger RNA of Drosophila mauritiana, 249 nucleotides long. RefSeq names its product ductus ejaculatorius peptide 99B. Lineage: Eukaryota; Metazoa; Arthropoda; Insecta; Diptera; Drosophilidae. Gene Ontology annotation, cellular component: extracellular region. Bases 20 to 178 code for a protein of 52 amino acids. The transcript is spliced from 2 exons. Gene Ontology annotation, biological process: regulation of female receptivity, post-mating. The record is from RefSeq and is a predicted model, not a curated record. Gene Ontology annotation, molecular function: hormone activity.